AUAAGGUGGAUGCAAGAGUUGGUCUUGCUCUCUUCUGGGUGACGCGGAUUGGAAGGGGUUCAUACUUUCACUAAACAAUUUUAAUUAUUUUUUUUUUUUUACCUCCCUUGGUUUUUAUUUUCUGAAACUGCAAAUACAUCUACAGUAUUAUAGAGAGGAGCCAUGAAGUGGACCUGGGUGCUUGUGGCAGUCCUGCUGUCCUUUGCGGGGAUAUCACUGGGCAAGGACAGCUUGGACUUCCCUAUGUAUGAUGGCAAGGACCGCGUCCAUGACCUCCACGCCAAGAACUAUAAGUCUGUGAUGAAGAAGUACGACGCCAUGGUGGUGUACUACCAUGACCAUCCCGGAUCCAGCCGCGUCGCCCAGAAACAAUUUGAGAUUGAGGAGCUGGCCCUUGAGCUUGCAGCCCAGGUCCUGGAAGAGUUUGAUGAUGAGGAUGUUGGAGUCGGGCUCCUUGAUGCAAAGCUCGACAAAGUCAUUGCAAAGAAAUUAGGCCUUGAUGAAUCCGACAGCAUCUACAUCUUCACAGAUGAUGAAAUCAUAGAGUAUGAUGGAGAGCUUGCAGCAGACACUCUUGUGGAGUUCAUCUAUGAUGUUCUUGAAGACCCAGUGGAAAUUAUUGACAAUAGUAAGGAACUGAAAGGCUUCGAAAACAUGGACGAGGACAUCAAAUUGGUGGGCUACUUUAAGAGUCACAAGUCAGAACAUUUUGAGGCUUUUGCCGACGCUGCUGAAGAGUUCCAUCCUCACAUCAAGUUCUUUGCCACCUUCAGUGCCAAGGUUGCCAAGGCUCUGGACCUGAAGCUUAAUGAAGUGGACUUCUAUGAACCCUUCACUGAUGAUCCAGUGGUCAUCCCUGGAAAACCUUACACUGAGGAAGAGCUCGUGAAGUACAUUGAAGAUAAUGACAGACCAACCCUGAGGAAGCUGCAACCAUACAACAUGUACGAGAUCUGGGAGGAUGAUAUUGAUGGUGAACACAUCAUUGCUUUUGCAGAGGAGUCUGACCUAGAUGGCUUUGAGUUCCUGGAGAUCCUGAAGCAGGUUGCACAGGAUAACACACACAACCCUCACCUCAGCAUCAUCUGGAUUGACCCUGAUGACUUCCCUCUGCUCGUGCCACACUGGGAGAAGACUUUUGGAAUUGACCUGUCCAGCCCUCAGAUUGGUGUUGUUGAUGCUGACGAUGCUGACAGUGUGUGGAUGGACAUAGAAGAUGAUGAAGACUUACCAUCUGCAGACGAGCUGGAGGACUGGAUUGAAGAUGUUCUGUCAGGCAAAAUCGAUCCUGAUGACGAUGACGAUGAUGAUGAUGAUGAUGAUGACGACGACGACGAUGAUGAUGACGACGACGAUGAUGACGACGAUGACGAUGAUGACGACGAUGACGACGACGACGAUGACGACGAUGAUGACGAUGACGACGAUGACGACGACGACGAUGAUGACGAUGACGACGAUGAUGACGACGACGACUAAAUCAUUGAGUCGUAAUUUACUUUAAGUCUGACCAAUGCAGUUUCAAGAGUCGACAUCACUAACUGUCAAAUCACCCUCUUUUGUAACUAGUUCUUACGUUGAACUCGUCACUUCAUUUUGAUAUUGCAUCUUUUCAUCAUACUCACGCUGCAUCUCAGCAGAACAAUAUUCCAUUUCUCAUUUAUCCCUCUACCCUUACUUAUUCACUAAUCCCCUCUGUAACAAACUACGAUCCCACAGUAGCUUUAUUCCCACAUGUAACUGUCUGGUACAAUAAAAAAAGAAAUUACUUCAAAACCUU
Scomber scombrus (Atlantic mackerel) is the source of this 1780-nucleotide messenger RNA. Its product is annotated as calsequestrin-1-like. The transcript has 11 exons. The coding region runs from base 163 to 1479 and encodes 438 amino acids. Gene Ontology annotation, biological process: regulation of skeletal muscle contraction by regulation of release of sequestered calcium ion. Lineage: Eukaryota; Metazoa; Chordata; Actinopteri; Scombriformes; Scombridae. Gene Ontology annotation, molecular function: calcium ion binding. Gene Ontology annotation, cellular component: sarcoplasmic reticulum lumen. The record is from RefSeq and is a predicted model, not a curated record.